CCAUCCAACACUGGAAUAAAAUAAUGAUAUGGAUGUACAUUAUUGUGUUGUGUGUGACCAGCCCCCACCAGGAGAUCGAGAUGGAAAGACCCAUCCAGGCUUUGAGUCCACUCAGUGCACGUCCUGCCGCCUAUAAAAGGGAAGAUGGCGAGGUCGUCGAUCGAGCAAGCAAGGGCCAGCAAUCUCCUUCUUCUCCUAGCAUUAUAUUCUUCUUCUCCAAGAGGAUCGAUCCACCAACAUCUUUCUUUACUUGGCUCGACCACAAGCUAUAGCAUAAAUAUGGAAGAGAAAAUGGAGACUGGGGCUAGGCCGUCGUGGAUCGGGGCCGGCAACGGCAACCUGGUGCACGACGCGGUGGACUACCAUGGUUGCCCGGCCGACCGUUCUCGCACGGGCAGCUGGGUGGCGGCGGCGCUGGUGCUCGGGAUCGAGCUGUGCGAGCGCCUGGCGACGAUGGGCAUCGCCGUGAACCUGGUGACUUACCUGACGGACACGAUGCACCUUCCCAGCGCCGAGUCCGCCAACGUAGUCACCGACUUCAUGGGCACCUCCUUCCUCCUCUGCCUCCUCGGCGGCUUCCUCGCCGACUCCUUCCUCGGCCGCUUCCUCACCAUCGCCAUCUUCGCCCUCCUCCAAGCACUCGGCACGGGGCUCCUGGCGGUUUCGACGACGGUGCGGCAGCUGCGGCCGGGGCCGGGGGAGGCGGCGACGGGGCUGCAGAUGGGCGUCCUCUACGCGUGCCUGUACCUCAUCGCGCUGGGCACCGGCGGGCUCAAGUCGAGCGUGUCCGGGUUCGGCACGGACCAGUUCGACGAGCGGGACGACCAGGAGCGCGCCGCCAUGGGGCACUUCUUCAACCGCUUCUUCUUCUUCAUCAGCCUGGGCACGCUCAUGGCCGUCACGGUCCUCGUCUACGUCCAGGACCACGUGGGCCGGAGCUGGGCCUACGGCAUCUGCUCGGCCUGCAUGCUCCUGGCCGUCGCCGUCUUCCUCUCCGGCACCAGGAGGUAUCGCUACAAGCGGAGCGCCGGGAGCCCCAUCGUGCACAUCCUCCAGGUGCUCGUCGCUGCGGCCCGGAAGCGCGGGCCGAUCAAGCGGGGGCCUCUCGCUGCCGCCGCGCUCUACGAGGACCGGCAAGAAGAUGAGAGGAUCCCACACACGGCCCAGUUCCUGUGCCUGGACGCGGCGGCCGUGAUGGCCGGCGAGGAGGACAACGAGAUCGGCACGGUCGGGCGGCAGGCGCCGAACCCGUGGAAGCUGUGCUCGGUGUCACGCGUGGAGGAGGUGAAGAUGGUGGCGAGGCUGAUGCCCGUGUGGGCGACCACCAUCCUCUUCUGGACCAUCUACGCGCAGAUGAUCACCUUCUCCGUGGAACAGGCCACCACCAUGGACCGCCGCAUGGUGGGCAGCUUCGAGAUCCCAGCUGCUUCGCUCACCGUCUUCUUCGUCGGCGCCAUCAUGCUCACCCUCGCCCUCUACGACCGCAUCUUCAUCCCGCUCUGCCGGAUCCUCACCGGACGCCAGGGGUUCACCAGCCUCGAGAAGAUCGGCAUCGGCCUCGCCCUCUCCAUCGCCGGCAUGGCCGCCGCCGCCGUCUGCGAGAAGAAGCGCCUCGCCGUCGCCGCAGCCGCGUCCACCGACACGGCAGUGCUACCGAUCAGCGUGUUCAUGCUGAUCCCGCAGUUCCUGCUGGUGGGCGCGGGCGAGGCCUUCAUCUACACGGGGCAGCUCGACUUCUUCAUCACGCGGUCGCCCAAGGGCAUGAAGACCAUGAGCACAGGCCUCUUCCUCGCCACGCUCUCCCUCGGCUUCUUCCUCAGCAGCGCGCUCGUCUCGCUCGUCAAGGGCGCCACCACGUGGCUCGGUGACACCAUCAACCACAGCCGCCUAGACUACUUCUACUGGCUCCUCGCCGUGCUCGGCGCAGUCAACCUCGCAGCCUACCUCCUGUGCGCCAUGUGGGCCACGCCGGCCGCCGGCAGCAGCAAGGCGGACCCUGCUGCUACGGCCGCCGACGAGAAAUGCUAGCUAGCUAGUUGCUGCAGUUACUUUCAGUCAUACUCCUAGCUUGGCGUGCGUAUGGAUCUCGGGUGUACGUACGGCGUGCAGCUUCCAUGUAAUUUGAUAAUGUUAAACUUGUUUCCCCUCCAGUUCAUUGGAAAUAAGAAGGAAAUCAGUAUAACAACAUUCUC
Molecule: messenger RNA, 2192 nt
Organism: Brachypodium distachyon (stiff brome)
Lineage: Eukaryota; Viridiplantae; Streptophyta; Magnoliopsida; Poales; Poaceae
Product: protein NRT1/ PTR FAMILY 6.2
Exons: 2
Coding region: 145-2028 (627 amino acids)
Biological process (GO): oligopeptide transport; transmembrane transport
Cellular component (GO): membrane
Molecular function (GO): transmembrane transporter activity
Source: RefSeq, a predicted model, not a curated record